AUUGUUACAACCAUCAUGGAAACACCCACUUUUUCGCACUCCGAUUGCCAAAAAAUCGUGUCAAAGAAGCUCAAUGACGAUUUUGUGAUAGUCGAAGUGCGGAAUUCCACCUUCGACCACAAGAAUGGUUAUUUGGGUGACCAUUCCCUUUUAACUGUGACCAUCAAACGCAACCAGUGCAACGAAAGUCACAAUUUUUUCGUCAAGACUUUACCGACAGUACCAUCACAGAGGCAAUUCCUAUUGGAAAUCAACGGCUUCUUCAAGGAACACCGCUUUUUCACCAGGUACCUUAAUCUCUUGGAAAAACACUCGAUCAAGGUGCUAGAGGGUGCAAUUCCUCGGUGUUUCCUCGUGAAUGACGAAACUUUCGUCUUCGACGACUUGGUGUCAAAAGGCUACAAAACUUUGCCGUCUCGCGUUUCUCUAGACCUAGAGAGUGUCAAAGCGGCCUUGACAACGUUCGCCAAACUGCACGCCAGCUGUAUUAUUCUAGAGGAAAAAAAGCAAUUUUGGUUGGUCGACGAGUUUGAGGAUGAAGUGGCCGAAACGUUCUAUUCUGACAAAGAGUCGGUGAAAAAAGCGUACGCGUCGUCGAAGCAUGGUCUGCGCGCUCUAGUCGACUUGACUCACACCCAGACCAUGACGAUACCAAAAUCUAUGUUCAUGGAAAAAAUUCUAGAUGGUCUCGACCAACAGAAAUUGUUUGCCCAACCGUCGACGAAAUUUCGGAACACGAUUUGCCAUGGUGACCCUUGGACCAAGAACUUGAUGUUCAAGUUCGACGAUCGAGACGUCAAGUGUGUCAUGGUUGACUUCCAGUCGUACCGAUAUUGUCCGCCAGGUCAAGACGUGAUGGCUUUUCUUCACUUGACCACGGACAAGAAGCUGAGGGAUGACCAUCUAGACUAAGUGCUUGGUUUCUACCACGACGAACUAGGUCAAAAUUUUGGGAAACAUGGUCUCAAGGGUUCGCUCUCCUCCAAACCCUCAUGGUCUCAAACCCGUCAGUCGCUCAGUUCGUGUUUUUCGAAAACAAGUACGACUUUAUCGUUUCGAGUUGGCACCGGGACCCAAUUUUUGGAAAAA
This is a messenger RNA of Zophobas morio, 1089 nucleotides long. RefSeq lists its product as uncharacterized. The coding region runs from base 16 to 912 and encodes 298 amino acids. Lineage: Eukaryota; Metazoa; Arthropoda; Insecta; Coleoptera; Tenebrionidae. The transcript has a single exon. The record is from RefSeq and is a predicted model, not a curated record.